AUGGAGUGGCACGAUGUUGCAAUGGAGGCGGAGGACGAGGACGGCGCGUUCACUCUCGUGCACGAGGGCCCAGACGCGCUCACCGCCCAGCAGCAAAAGGGGCACCGGGGCAAGGCCUCCAGCCAGGCGGAGCUGACGCACGACCUGCAGCUGGCCGCCUUCCCCGAGCUGUUCAAGCGGGAGCCGGCCGAGCAGCGGCUGGCUCGUGCGGCGGCGGCGCAGCAGUGCUGGGACGCGCUGGCGCAGCGAAUGCAGGAGACUCUGGAGGCCACCGAUGCCGAGGUGUUUCAGGAGCUGCUGCGCUUUGCGCAGCAGAGCCACCGCCCGCCGGCCCCGCGGGCCGCGGGCCUGCCCGAGUUUGCCGGCUGCCAGCGGGUGCCCACAGGCCUGGUGCUGGCCGGCGGCGUGAACAGCGCCGACCACUGCCACACCUUCCCGCGCCUCGCCGCCUUCCUGCGCCAGCACGGCUGCUACGCCGCGCUGCUGCACCCGCACAGCCUGGGCAAGGUGCCUGGCGACGCAAUUGGCGAGGUCCUGCGCCAGCUGUCGGGCAUGGCGGCCAGCAAGGCAGAGCACAUGGACGCACUGCGGCAGUGGUACCAGGAUGAGACCGGCGCUGGCAGGCAGCAGGCGGCGGCGGCAGCAGGCGGGGAGGCGGCGGCGGCGCCCGGCGGCGACCAGCAGGCGCGGGGCCUGCGCCAGCGGCCGGCCGCCGCCGCCGCAGCGGGGUGCGCCACCGCGGCGCAGCUGGCCAGCCGGCAGCGCCCGCUGGUGGUGAUAGUGGAGGGCACGGAGAGCGUGGAUGAAAAGUGCCUGCGUGACUUCAUCCUCACAGCCAGCGAGUCGUACCAAGACGUGCCGCUGACGCUGGUGCUGGGGCUGACCACCACCGCCGCCGCGCUGCACGGCCUGCUGCCCCCCAGGCUCGUGGAUCGCUGCCUGGAGAUGCAGCAUUUCAGGCUGGCCAGCGCCAUGACCCGGCUGGACGGCCUGGUGCAGCAGGUGCUGCUGGGUGGCGGCGGCCGCUGGCCGGGCCUGCUGUUCAGCCGCGCCAUCCUCAGCAAGCUGACCGACGCUUUCCUAAACCACUACUACAGCACCGGCUGCAUCAUGCAAGGGCUCAAGGUGGCCUCCCUCAGCCACUUCCUCACCCAACCCCUGAGCUUCCUGGCUGCCGCGGCGGUGGAGGGGCCAGCGGCUGUGGAGCAGGCGUGCGCUGACCUGGACCCCGCCACCCUGGCACAGGCCCGGCAGGCGCUGGGCGGGCGCACCAACGCGCAGCUGGCGGCGGCGGUGGGGGAGGCCAUGGCUGGGUGGAGCCGCUGGUGUGUGGGCCUGCAGUGGCUGCUGGCGGCGGCGGAGGCGGCGGGGCACCGCGGCCAGGACUUCCGUCCUUGGAAGGUGAUUGAGGAGGCCCUGGUGCACGACUUUGCCGCCGGGCAGCUGCAGCAGCUGCUGGGCGCCAUCGAGCCGCAGCUGCGCAGGCUGCCGGCCGCGGCGGCGGAGCAGCUGGCGAUGCGGCUGCUGGAGCGCGCCGCCGCGGUGUGGGGCGGCGUCCAGGCAGCUGCAGGGCAGCUGGAGCAGCUGGCGGCCCUGGCGGGCGGCCAGGCAGAGGCAGAGGAGAAGGCAGCGGAGGAGGAGGAGCAGCAGCAGGCGCCAAGAGGCCGGCGGAGGUCGGGCGCCGAGGCCGCCGCCGCAGCGGCGUGCGAGGCGGGAGAGGCGGCGGCUGCGGAUGCCGACCUGGGUGGCGGUGGCAAGCAGCAGGGCAAGGCCAAACACGACCGCUUCCACUCCAGGCAGUCCCGCAACGCAGCGCUGCUUCAGAAGUCGGCACAGCAGGGCGCGGCCAAGGGCGGCGCCUCGGCUGCCGCUGCCGCCGCCGCCGCCAAGAGGCUGGCGCAGGAGGCGGCCUCGCCGGGCGCGGGCCUGGCGGCCUGGCUGGCGCCAGCGCUGCGCGAGCUGCUGGCCGCCCCGCCCACCAAGCUGCCUGGCGCCUCUGUGUUCACCUGCCGCGACGCUGGCGCCCUGGACUGCCUCACAGCGGAGCCCCGCGUGGCUCUGCACAUGGCGCUGACCGAGCCGCACCUCUUCCUGCCAGGCCUGCCCGACAGCCUGGGGCUGAACGCGGCGCAGGACGAUGCCUGCCUGGCCUACUCCAUUUUCGACCAGGACCCCAAGUGCGUCAACCUUGCAGACUGGUACCAAGCCUUUGCGGCGGUACACGAGGGGGCAGCGCAGCCAGGCGGCAGCGCUGGGCCCGCCGGCAAGAAGCGCAAGGCCGCUGUGAAGAAAGCCAAGAAGGCGGCCAAGAAGGAUGCCAGCGGCAGCCGCAGGGUGGCGACUGAGGGGGAGGAGGAGCAGGAGGGGCAGGGCGAGGAGAGGCGGAGGGUGCGGGAGCUGACGGCUCGCUUCUCCCAGGCUACGGCUGAGCUGCAGUAUGUGGGGCUGAUCAAGCCAGCCAGGCGCCGCCGCGGCGACUACGUGCACCGGGUGGUGCACAUGCCUGCGGCCGAGUAG
This is a messenger RNA of Chlorella variabilis, 2517 nucleotides long. RefSeq lists its product as hypothetical. The transcript has 11 exons. Lineage: Eukaryota; Viridiplantae; Chlorophyta; Trebouxiophyceae; Chlorellales; Chlorellaceae. Gene Ontology annotation, biological process: DNA replication initiation; DNA replication. Gene Ontology annotation, molecular function: DNA replication origin binding. The record is from RefSeq and is a predicted model, not a curated record. The coding region runs from base 1 to 2517 and encodes 838 amino acids. Gene Ontology annotation, cellular component: nuclear pre-replicative complex; DNA replication preinitiation complex; nuclear origin of replication recognition complex.